Molecule: messenger RNA, 1422 nt
Organism: Trypanosoma brucei brucei TREU927
Lineage: Eukaryota; Euglenozoa; Kinetoplastea; Trypanosomatida; Trypanosomatidae
Exons: 1
Coding region: 1-1422 (473 amino acids)
Source: RefSeq, a predicted model, not a curated record
AUGUUUCCCUUUGAUGAAAGGUCACCCAGUGCCUCACGCCCCGCUACAGAGGUUACUUCUUUCUAUAGCAGCCGGGACGGUUCACAUACUACAAACGACUCCACGGAUUGUAGUACUGUAACCAGUGCCCGCGGGGGCAGUCGCUUGGUCGCCGAACUUCGCCUUGAGUUGGAGAUGCGUGACGAACGUAUCAAAGAGCUGGAGGGUGCUUAUGACGAGCUUUUACGCAAAUCAAACUUUGACCAAGGACAACUGCAGUGUGAUUUGCAAAAAACAAGGGAUGAGCUUGCCAGCACACUGGAGACCCUGAAUGCGCUGCAGAAGGGAACUGGUAAGGAAGGAGAAGGCAACCUGACGCAAGAAACCGGGGAUCAUUCGGUUUACAAAAAAAAUAUCGCUAGUGCUGGCGAUAAUGAUCCCCGUAGUGCUGAUUAUAACCCGGUCACAGGAAAAGUGGCCGAAGAACAACUUGCUCGACUGGUUAACGAAUUCACAGACGAAAAAGAAAGUCUACUUGCCGCAUUGAAAGCUGCAGAAGAUGAGAGAGAAGAACUGAGGAAGGUGGCAGAAGAUGAUAAGAAAAUUAUUACGGCAUCUGAGUGUGAGAAGGAGAAAUUGGUUGCUGCACUGAAAGCUGCAGAAGAUGAGAGAGAAGAACUGAGGAAGGUGGCAGAAGAUGAUAAGAAAAUUAUUACGGCAUCCGAGUGUGAGAAGGAGAAAUUGGUUGCCGCACUGAAAGCUGCAGAAGAUGAGAGGGAAGAACUGAGGAAGGUGGCAGAAGAUGAUAAGAAAAUUAUUACGGCAUCUGAGUGUGAGAAGGAGAAAUUGGUUGCUGCACUGAAAGCUGCAGAAGAUGAGAGAGAAGAACUGAGGAAGGUGGCAGAAGAUGAUAAGAAAAUUAUUACGGCGUCCGAGUGUGAGAAGGAGAAAUUGGUUGCUGCACUGAAAGCUGCAGAAGAUGAGAGGGAAGAACUGAGGAAGGUGGCAGAAGAUGAUAAGAAAAUUAUUACGGCAUCCGAGUGUGAGAAGGAGAAAUUGGUUGCCGCAUUGAAAGCUGCAGAAGAUGAGAGGGAAGAACUGAGGAAGGUGGCAGAAGAUGAUAAGAAAAUUAUUACGGCAUCCGAGUGUGAGAAGGAGAAAUUACUUGCCGCACUGAAAGCUGCAGAAGAUGAGAAUGUGACACUCUCAACGUCUUUGAAGGAGACUGUAGAGUCAUUGGAAGAAAUUCGUCGACAGAAUAUUUGGGCACUCAAAGAAAGAGAUGAGGCUCUGAACUCCUUGAAAACUGAGCGACGGAGGAUGCACGAAUCAUCUCCUUCAGCGGAUCCUGGAGACACAGAAGCACCACUUUUGGAACCAGGUAAAGCAACGAACAGGAGGUUCAGACUGUAUGGUAUGUGCCCUCGAUGUACUGUAAUGUGA